This is a messenger RNA of Spea bombifrons (plains spadefoot toad), 4634 nucleotides long. It is a transcript of the gene PCDH1, whose product is annotated as protocadherin 1. The transcript has 5 exons. NCBI's taxonomy places the organism in Eukaryota, Metazoa, Chordata, Amphibia, Anura, Pelobatidae. The coding region runs from base 206 to 3910 and encodes 1234 amino acids. The record is from RefSeq and is a predicted model, not a curated record. Gene Ontology annotation, molecular function: calcium ion binding. Gene Ontology annotation, biological process: homophilic cell-cell adhesion. Gene Ontology annotation, cellular component: plasma membrane.
UCGUGCAUCCUGCUGAGGAGCCAAAAGGAGAGGGGAGGGCAGCGAGCGAGCCGGUCCUGCCCAGGGCAUCCACUGGAGGAAAAAGCCACCGGGGAGGGCAAAGAAGUUCUUGUGGGUUUUUCUCACUAGCGUUCGGGUGGGUUUCUUUGCUUUCUGGGACUGGAUGUGACACCGGAGUACCGGCAACGGAACGGGAACGAGAGACAUGAAGAACCGGGAGAGCGCCGGAGGAGGCGGCUGGAAGACGGCAAGGAGAGCUGAGGAGCGAGAGUGUUCAGAUUCAUUAAGAGUAAGGAUGAAGUCUGCGGCCUCCUAUUGUUUCCUAUGGCUUUUUCUCCAACUUCCUGUACUCGGAUCUGCCAACCAGGUGAAAUACAAGGUUUUCGAAGAACAACCACCCAAUAUACUGAUCGGGAGCUUGGCUUCAGACUAUGGCUACCCAGAUUCCAAACACCUUUACAAGUUAGAACUGGGACAUCCUUACUUACGCGUGGAUGGUAAAACUGGGGAUAUAUACACAACAGAGACCGCUAUUGACAGAGAGAAUCUACGUCAAUGUCAGAACUUAUUCCCAGGUCAGCAUUGCUUCUUGGAGUUUGAGGUGUCUAUGACAGACCUGAUGUCCCCUGUUCCCAGGCUCCUGGAUGGACAAAUUGAGGUUCUGGACAUCAAUGACAAUACGCCUAACUUUGCUUCCCCAGUCAUCACUCUUUCAAUUCCAGAGAACACAAAUGUUGGAACACUUUUCCCCAUUCCAGCUGCCACCGAUCGUGACUCCGGUAUAAACGGUGUGGCUUCGUAUGAGUUAAUUGUGGGACCUGAAGCUCAUGAGCUAUUUGGGCUUCAGGUUGCCGAAGAUCAAGAUGAAAAACAACCUCAGCUCAUUGUGAUGGAAAAACUUGAUCGUGAGCAGAGGGACUCUUACGACCUAACAAUUAAAGUGCAAGAUGGUGGCACUCCACCAAGAGCUAGUAGUGCUCUUCUGCGCAUCUCAAUUCUGGACACCAAUGACAACGCACCACAGUUUGAGAAAAUGACUUACGAGGCAGAGCUGCCUGAAAACAGUCCAAUGGGACACUCUGUCCUCCAGGUAAAAGCAAACGAUUCUGACCAAGGUGUAAAUGCAGAAAUUGACUAUUCUUUCCACCAAGCCUCAGACAUUGUACGCCGAUUGCUUCACCUAGAUAGGACAACAGGCUUAAUUACUGUUCAAGGACCCAUUGACCGUGAAGAGGUCGGUACGCUGAGGUUCUCUGUGGUAGCCAAAGAUAAAGGAUCCACUCCCAAAUCUGCCCGCACCCAAGUAACGAUCACCAUUCGGGAUACCAACGACAACAAGCCUGUUAUUGACAUAAGAGGUUUUGGUCUGGUAACGCAUCAGGAUGGGGUGGCAAACAUCUCAGAAGAUGUUCCUGUGGAAACACCUGUGGCCUUGGUGCAGGUUUCUGACAUAGAUGAGGGAGAAAAUGCUGCGGUUACAUGCGUUGUGGCCAGAGAUGUUCCCUUUCAACUGAAACAGGUCAGUGAUACUGGGACAGAUAGCAAGAAGAAGUACUUUCUACAAACAACUACCCCUCUAGACUAUGAGUCUGUGAAAGAAUACACUAUUGAAAUUGUUGCUGUAGAUUCUGGAAACCCUCCUCUUUCCAGCACAAACUCCCUCAAAGUCCAGGUAACUGAUGUGAAUGACAAUGCACCAAUCUUCACUCAAAGCCUGAUGGAAGUAUCCUUCCCAGAAAAUAGCCCGAUAGAUAGUGUUGUAACGGAUGUUAGUGCAAGUGAUGCUGACAGUGGCUCUAACUCACAGCUCUCCUAUUCCAUUGUGGCUGAUCCUUCCACUCGGGGUAUCUUCUCAAUCAAUCCAGACUCUGGUCAGAUACGUGUGAACACUGUGCUGGACAGGGAGGCGCGGGAACAUUAUGACUUCCAUGUAGUUGCUGCAGACAAGGGAACACCAAGUUUGAAGGGAACAGCCUCCGUUGUAAUCACAGUUUUGGAUCGCAAUGACAAUGAUCCUAAAUUUAUGUUAAAUGGCUAUAACUUUUCAGUCAUGGAAAAUAUGCCUCGUUUGAGUCCUGUCGGAAUGGUAACUGUUAUUGAUGCAGACAAAGGUGAAAAUGCACGUGUUCAACUAUCAGUAGAGCCAGACAGUGGAGAGUUUGUUAUCCAGAACGGGACAGGCACUAUCCUUUCCAGCAUCUCUUUUGACCGGGAGCAUCAAAGUACUUACACCUUCCGGUUGAAGGCGGUGGAUGGAGGGGACCCUCCCCGUUCAUCAUAUGUUGGAGUGACAAUAAAUGUCCUUGAUGAGAAUGACAAUGCACCAGUAAUUGUUGUACCCUCCAAUAUUUCCUAUGCGUAUCUUACACCUCUAACCCACCCAGGUUCACAGGUUAAUAAAGUACGUGCUGAGGACAUGGACACUGGCAUAAAUGCUGAACUCCUUUACAGCAUAGUUAGUGGCAACCCCUUUGAACUAUUCCACAUAUCUCCCACUGGAGGAGAGAUAACCCUCGAGAAAGAGAUUGUAAGGAAGCAUUAUGGCUUGCACCGCCUAGUAGUAAGGGUGAAUGAUCGUGGGAAGCCUUCCAGGUACGGCACUGCUUUAGUACACUUCUAUAUCAACGAAACCUUGACAAACCAGACCUUUGUGGAGACACUACUUGGUCAUAGUCAAGACACACCUUUGGACAUUGAUAUUGCGGGGGACCCAGAGUAUGAACGCAGUAAACAACGCAGCAACAUCUUAUUUGGUGUGAUAGCUGGCAUUGUGGCUGUCCUCGUGGUCAUUGUAGUUGUAGUUUUGGUGAGGUAUUGCCGACAAAAAGAAGCAAAGAGUGGCUAUCAAGCUGGAAAGAAGGAGUCAAAAGAUCUAUACGCCCCAAAGCAGGGUAAUAAAAAUAACAAAAGUAAAAGCAAAGCCAAGAAAAGCAAGUCUCCAAAGCCACCCAAGCCAGUAGAGGAGGAUGAAGAGACCGGGCUUCAGAAAUCCCUCAAAUUCAACCUUAUGAGUGACUCUGUUGGAGACAGCCCAAGGAUCCACCUUCCUUUGAAUUAUCCACCAGGCAGCCCAGACCUGGGUCGUCACUAUCGUUCCAACUCUCCUCUACCAUCCAUCCAGCUUCAACCACAAUCCCCAUCUGCCUCCAAGAAGCACCAAGUGGUCCAAGACCUGCCACCUGCCAAUACUUUUGUUGGUACUGGGGACAACACUUCCACUGGCUCUGAUCAAUACUCGGAUUACAGCUAUCGGACCAAUCCCCAGAAAUACAACCACAAGCAGUUACCUCAUCGCCGAGUGACAUUCUCUACAUCCAAUCAGGCACCUGAUAUCCAAGACCCUUCGCAACACAGCUAUUACGACAGCGGCCUGGAGGAGUCCGAGACCCCUAGCAGCAAGUCUUCAUCUGGCCCAAGAAUAGGGCCCUUGGCUCUCCCAGAGGACCACUAUGAACGUACUACCCCUGAUGGUAGCAUCGGUGAGAUGGAGCACCCUGAAACCGAUCUCAGACCACUGCCUGAUGUAGCCAUGACAGGAAACUGCACGCGGGAAUGCACAGAAUAUGGUCACUCUGACACAUGCUGGAUGCCUGGCCAGCCAUCCCCAAACCGCAGGCCUAAGAAUGCCCUCAAGCUCUCCACUUUUGUGCCUUACCAAGACAAGGGGAGUCAAGAGCAGAUUGGCAAUGGAAACCCUAGAAUUCCAGAGGACCGCGUCGGAGGCAACAACAAUAGCACCACCAAAAUGGCUAACAUCCAGCUGUUACCGACAUACAGUGCCUUUUCAAGUAACAGCCAUGAGUCAUGUACAGACUCCCCCAUGGAGGAAAUCCCACUAACCCAAACCGCUGACUUCCAGCAUGCCACAACUCCUUCUUCUCAAUCUGCCAAGAGGGAAAUAUAUCUGUGAGAUUUUGACUUUUUUUGGCAUGAAUUGAACUUGAAGGAUAUGGAAAGAAUUUGGGAGUUACUGAUUUUAUCCAGGAACCUAAACAAGGCCAACCUUUAAAUGGAGAAAUAGGAACAUAACUAAAGACAACAAAAUGCUUUAUGGCCCAUGCAACCGCUUUUGGCUUAAGCGUACAUUACAUUAGCGUUUAUUUAGUUUUGUUGGGCUUUUUUUUUUUUUUUAAAUGUUAUUAUUAUUCCUAUUGUAUAACUCAAAACCAUCACCAACAUAGACUCUUCAUUGUCAUAAAGGUCAGACCUGGAUUUGGAAAGGGGAAGCACAUUUUUUAAAGAGUAGUUUUUAUAAAAAGGGAACAUUUUGCAAUUUUGUUUCUCAAAGAAAGAGAAACUAUAAAAUGAAGAAGGACGUUUAAAAGCCAUCAUGGUUUAGUAUUUGAAAUCCUGAUAGAGGGAGGUGUCACUUUUUCAUACUGCCAUCUUUUCAAGAGGGUAAAUGUGCUCAUGGAUGGAACCUGUUUAUUCAUAGUGAUUAAGAAACAUUUGAAAGAUUUGCAGUUAUAGUUCAGUGUCUUAAUUCUCAAUUGUUUAGAAUCUCUCUUCUAAAUCAUAAGUAACAAGUAUCUACGGUUUGCACAUGUUACAUUUUCCCCCUUUUUUGGAAGACAUAUUUCUGCUAUGGCAUGCCAUAAUUUAUACGGUCAUCAGCAAUCUUUCAGCAAAAUAAA